CCCAAAGCCAUGCUUGUCCCCAGACUACUGUGGAUGUUAUUCGCUGCAAAUACGGUUGCAGGUACAGCAACGUACAGCGGCAAUCAAUUCAUCUUUGCACGAUUCCCAGCCUAUGAAACUGGCAAUGAAGACGCGACUGCUUAUUUCCUUUUUAUUGCACAUACGCGGGAAGGCCGAUGCACUGUGACAGAGAGUCACGGGACAGAUUAUGAUAUCAAGCUUAUUGGAAACAACAUUGUCACACAGUUCCAUCUACCGACAGACAGAGUGUUAACCCCGGGAGUUGCUGUGGAGGAGGAUCGUGCAGUGGAGCUUAUUUGCACAACGGAAGUAACUCUGAUUGUCCUCCAACAAGCUGUUUCCUAUGGUGUAGCCGAUGCAUUUCCAGUCCUUCCAGUGCAGUCUCUGUCUACAAAGUACAUCGUACCAUCUGUGCCAAACAACGCUUUACUCGGGGUGGUGGCUAUCUAUAACAACACAAACGUCACUGUCCAUCUCAACUCCACCUGCUCCUACCCCUUUCAGAGGGAACAUCUACGGAAGGGGAAGCCAGUUAAGUAUAACCCUGCUGCAGGGAGAAGUCCUCCAGAUUGCUUCUUCACAGAGUAGUGCUUCCGACACCUGCGAUCUGGGAGGGACGGUCGUAGAGAUCAGUCAUUCAGUUGCAGUGUUCUCUAGCGCUCUCAUGUUAUGCUAUCCUCGUUGGUGUGAUGGAGCUUUGAGUCAAGUUUCCCCAUUAGAGACAUGGGGGACGUCGUUCAUUUUGCCGCCGGCUCCUGUCAUGGAACAAUUCCGCGUUCGAAUUACAUCGGGGUAUAAUGGUACCAAUAUCACCAUUGAAGCAUUCGAUGGAGUCGAGUCUAUUAUUUUAAAUGAAGCAGAGAUACACGAUGAAGACUUCCGUACUACAAGCGUCACAUACAUAAAAAGCUCUCAACCAAUACUGGUAUUACAAAUAAGCGGAAAAGGAGGACGUAGCUUUUCUACCAUUGUUCCAGCAACUGACGCCUAUGGCACUGGCUGUAUAAUACCAGACAUUCAGACAAGUACCAUAUCGUACACACGCUAUGUUACCAUCAUCACCAGUUCGCACUGUACUUCACAUGUAAACGUUAAUGGAACAUGGACGAAUCAGCCAACAGAAUCACAGACGUUCGCCAUAACAAGCUUUCAACCCAGCGCUGGUUUCCUUGUCAUUGACAGUAAUU
This is a messenger RNA of Haliotis rufescens (red abalone), 1208 nucleotides long. RefSeq lists its product as uncharacterized. Bases 10 to 609 code for a protein of 199 amino acids. The record is from RefSeq and is a predicted model, not a curated record. The transcript is spliced from 2 exons. Lineage: Eukaryota; Metazoa; Mollusca; Gastropoda; Lepetellida; Haliotidae.